Molecule: messenger RNA, 1766 nt
Organism: Dendronephthya gigantea
Lineage: Eukaryota; Metazoa; Cnidaria; Anthozoa; Malacalcyonacea; Nephtheidae
Product: nephrocystin-3-like
Exons: 1
Coding region: 935-1669 (244 amino acids)
Molecular function (GO): protein binding
Source: RefSeq, a predicted model, not a curated record
GAUUAUCAUCAACGGGCGCUGAACGUUCAAUUAAAACAAUUAGGGCCAAACCAUACUGACGUUGCUGCUUCAUACUGCAAUCUGGGUCGUGUGUGUCGUAUAAAAGGUGAUCUGGAACAUGCUAGUGAUUAUCUUCAACGGGCGCUGAAAAUUGAAUUAGAACAAUUAGGGCCAAAUCAUAGUGACGUUGCUAAAUCAUACAACAACCUGAGUAUUGUGUGUCAAUGCAGAGGUGAUUCGGAGCAGGUGACAAUUAGGGCCAGAUCAUGUUGACGUUGCUCGUUCAUACAACAACCCGGGUAAUGUGUGUCUCGAUAAAGAUGAUUUGGAACAAGCAAGUGAUUAUUAUCACCGAGGCCUGGAAAUUCAAUUACAAAAAUUAGGACCAAGCCAUCUUGAGGUUGCUGGUGCAUAUCUCAACCCGGGUGGACUUUAUUCUACCUAAUAAGGGUGAUCUUAACCAAGCUGAGGAAUACUUUCAACAAGCACUGAGAAUUCAAUUGCAAAAAUUAGGACCAAAUCAUAUUGAUGUUGCUAAGUCCUACCACAACCUUGGUUCUGUAUAUUGUAGUAAAGGUGAUCUGUAACGUGCUGAGAAAUAUCAUCAACAAGCACUGCAAAUUCGAUUGAAAAACUUUGGACAAAAUCAUAUUGAUGUUGCUAAGUCUUACCACAGCCUGGGUUCUGUAUAUUGUAAUAAGCAUGAUCUGGAGAAAGGCAGCGAAUAUUAUCAACGCGCGCUGGAAAUUCAAUUAGAACAAUUAGGGCCAGAUCAUAUUGACGUUGCUACGACAUACAAUUGCCUUGGUAUGGUGUGUGAUGAUAGAGGUGAUGAAGAAAAGGCAAUCAAAUACCAUCAACUGGCGCUGAAAAUUCGUUUAGAAAAAAUUGAAGGAAACAAUGUUGUUGCUGCUACUUACAGAAAGAUGUAUAUAUGAAAUUAGGUGACGAAGAAAAAGCUGAAGAAUAUUAUCAACAAGCACUGAACGUUCAAUUAGAACAAUUAGGGCCAGAUCAUAUUGCCGUUGCUGCUAUAUACAAUCGCCUGGGUAUGAUGUGGAAUAUUAAAGGUGAUAAAGAGAAGGCAAUCGGAUACUAUCAACUGGCGCUGAAAAUUCGUUUAGAAAAAAUUGGAGGAAACCAUGCUGUUGUUGCUGCUACUUACAGAAACCUGGGUGAUGUAUAUAUUCAUUUGGAUGAUGAAGGGAAAGCUGAAGAAUAUUAUCAACUGGCACUGAAAAUUCAAUUAGAACAAUUAGGGCCAGAUCAUAUUGACGUUGCUGCUACAUACAACGACCUGGGUACGAUGUGGAGUAUUGAAGGUGAUAAGGAAAAGGCAAUCAAAUACUAUCAACUGGCACUGAAAAUUCAAUUAGAACAAUUAGGGCCAGAUCAUAUUGACGUUGCUACUACAUACUAUUGCCUGGGUAUGAUGUGGAAUAUUAAAGGUGAUAAAGAGAAGGCAAUCGAAUACUAUCAAUUGGCGCUGAAAAUUCGUUUAGAAAAAUUAGGAGGAAACCAUGCUGAUGUUGCUGCUACUUACAAAAACCUGGGUGAUGUAUAUAUUCAUUUGGAUGACGAAGAGAAAGCUGAAGAAUGUUAUCAACUGGCACUGAAAAUUCAAUUAGAACAAUUAGGGCCAGAUCAUAUUGACGUUGCUACUACAUAGUAUUGCCUGGGUAUGAUGUGGAAUAUUAAAGGUGAUGAAGAGAAGGCAAUCGAAUGCUAUCAACUGGCGCUGAAAAUUCGUUUAGAAAAAUUUGGAG